This is a messenger RNA of Lycium barbarum (goji berry), 504 nucleotides long. RefSeq lists its product as uncharacterized. The transcript is spliced from 2 exons. Lineage: Eukaryota; Viridiplantae; Streptophyta; Magnoliopsida; Solanales; Solanaceae. The record is from RefSeq and is a predicted model, not a curated record. The coding region runs from base 1 to 504 and encodes 167 amino acids.
AUGGGUUCAAACGCCCAAACUAAAAUUACUAACACUCAUCCACUAUACCUCUAUCCUUCUGACUACCCAGGGAUAACUCUUGUAACUACUCCAUUCAAUGGGACUGGUUAUGGGAGUUGGAGGAGGGGAAGGUUGAUUUCCUUAUCUGCUAAAAGAAAGUUAGGUUUUAUAAAUAGUAAAAUAGUUAAACCUGCUGAGACUGACCCUACUUAUGAUAAUUGGGUGAUGUGUAAUGACAUGGUAAUUGCAUGGAUUCUUAAUAGUCUAGAUAAAGAAAUUGCUGAAACUGUGAUUCACACUGAGACUGCUGGAGGUAUAUGGAAAGAAAUUGAAAGGAGGUAUGGUCAGGCUAGUGGAACUAAAGAUGAGUUGACUAUCUCUAUCAUAUAUCCACCUGGCACCUGUGACUGCAAGGAAGAAUGGGUUAAGCUAGAAGAAGAACAAAGAGUUCAUCAGUUCCUUGCUGGGUUGAAUGAGUCUUACAGUGGUAUUAGGAGAAAUUGA